CUUUAUAGAAAAAGAAAAAAAGGUGUCAUCAAUGGCGAUUCCGGUGAUCGAUUUUUCGAAGACGGAGGGAGAGGAGAGGAGCAAGACACUUGCUGAGAUUGCUCAUUGCUGUGAAGAGUGGGGAUUCUUUCAGUUGGUGAAUCAUGGGAUAUCUGAGGAGCUGUUGGAGAGGGUGAAGAAGGUGGCGUCGGAAUGCUACAAGGUGGAGAGAGAGGCCGGUUUCGGGGAGUCGGAGCCGGUGAAGAAGCUGAAGGAAUUGAUGGAGAAGGAGAGUUGUGAUGAGAGGAUUGAUGAUGUUGAUUGGGAAGAUGUGUUUUUGCUCACUGAUCACAAUGCUCAUCAAUGGCCUUCCAAAACUGCUGGCUUCAGGGAGACCAUGAAGGAAUACAGAAGUGAACUGAAGAAACUGGCUGUGAGAGUGAUGGAAACAAUGGAUGAAAACUUAGGCCUCCCAAAAGGGUAUAUGAAAAAAGCAUUCAGUGGCGGAAAAGAAGAAGAAGAAGAAGAAGAUGCAGCCUUUUUCGGGACGAAAGUGAGCCACUACCCACCGUGCCCGAAGCCAGAGAAGGUGGCCGGGCUGAGGGCGCACACGGACGCAGGAGGGGUGAUACUUCUAUUCCAAGAUGAUGAGGUGGAGUCCCUCCAAAUCUUGAAAGAUGGAGUGUGGUUGGACGUUCAGCCACUCAAAAACGCCAUAGUCAUCAACACCGGUGAUCAGGUGGAGGUGCUGAGCAAUGGGAGGUACAAGAGCGUCUGGCACCGCAUUCUCGCCACACCACACGGCAACAGAAGGUCCAUUGCCUCCUUCUACAAUCCCUCUACCGAGGCCACCAUCCACCCGGCCACUCAGCUGCUCGCUGAGAAGGCCGAGGCCGAGUAUCCUAGGUUCGUGUUUGGAGACUACAUGUCUGUUUAUGCUGAGCAGAAGUUUCUUCCAAAAGAACCCAGGUUCCAAGCUGUCAAAGCAGUUUAAAGUUGGUAUACUAAAUGAAUAGUAUAAGUAGUGUGAUUUUAUGUUUUUUGUGUGUUUUUAGUAAAGAAGCAGUUUGAGAAUGGGUGUGUUGUUGCCAUCUUUUUGCAUCAAAUCAUAGGAUGUAUGUUGUUCAAGUAUCAACGUUGCCACAAAUAGUGAAAAAUGGG
Messenger RNA from Salvia splendens (bonfire salvia), 1140 nucleotides. RefSeq names its product 1-aminocyclopropane-1-carboxylate oxidase 5. Lineage: Eukaryota; Viridiplantae; Streptophyta; Magnoliopsida; Lamiales; Lamiaceae. The transcript has 3 exons. The coding region runs from base 32 to 973 and encodes 313 amino acids. The record is from RefSeq and is a predicted model, not a curated record.